Messenger RNA from Histoplasma mississippiense, 570 nucleotides. RefSeq lists its product with no specific name. Lineage: Eukaryota; Fungi; Ascomycota; Eurotiomycetes; Onygenales; Ajellomycetaceae. The record is from RefSeq and is a predicted model, not a curated record. The transcript has 2 exons. The coding region runs from base 1 to 570 and encodes 189 amino acids. Gene Ontology annotation, molecular function: acyltransferase activity, transferring groups other than amino-acyl groups.
AUGUCCGCUGCAAGUUCAGUAUUUGCGAUACGCCCCGUCCGCUCUAAAGAAGAUCUCUCCGCGGCCAUCGCGCUCAUUAAAGCUUAUACGGGGGGCCUGGGCAUUGAUCUCUCCUAUCAAGACUUCGAAGCUGAAAUGGCCUGUAUGCCGGGCAGCUACUCACCGCCGUUCGGAGAGUUACUCAUCGCCGUAGCAAAUCAGCAAGAGAAAGAAGCAUCCCAAACCCCGGAUGACACUCCGCAAACGCUAGGGUGCAUAGCUCUUCGCGAACUCCAUCUACACGGGCAUGGAAAUAUUCAUGGACGUGUAAUACCCGUACAACCGCCGGCACAGGAGGAGGAAGCCUCCCGUGUCACCUCCCAGUUGCACGUUGGACCUGUCGGCGAAGCCGAUGACGGUAAGGCUCCCGGGCCUACAACUCGUAAACCCGACACCAAAUAUUGCGAGCUGAAGCGGCUCUACGUCACGCCAGCGGCGCGAGGAUUGGGCGUUGGCAAGGCGCUGGUAAACUCCAUGCUUACCGUUGCAUAUCGGAUCGGAUAUGAAGAAGCUUGGGGUUUGGGGCUGUAG